AUCCGUAAACCCCCCACAUUUACCGGCAUCACAAGGGAAGAUCGGAAAAAGUUUGUAGACGUCUUUUUAAGUGUUAUGUGAAGACCACAAACAGUUGAGAAGUAGUUACAGGUUGGAAUAAGUUUUCGAGUACUUAACAGAGAGGAUAUAAAUUAUACACGAAGCAGGAAAUUGGGACGAUGAUCGCCUCGCAUCUUCUGGCGUACUAUUUUACCGAGCUCCACCAUGACCAGGUGCAGAAAGUGGACAAAUAUCUGUUUCACAUGCGUCUGUCGGAAGAGAAUCUGAUGGACGUGUCAAUGCGGUUCCGGCGGGAGAUGGACCGGGGACUCGGCCGUGACACCAACCCUACCGCCUCUGUCAAGAUGCUGCCAACAUUUGUGCGCUCCACCCCUGACGGGACAGAGAAAGGGGACUUCCUGGCUCUGGAUCUUGGAGGGACCAACUUCCGGGUGCUGCUGGUGAAGGUUUCAGACAAUGGGAAACAGAAAGUCGAGAUGGAGAACCAGAUCUACGCCAUUCCUGAACAUCUGAUGAGGGGCCCUGGCUCUGAAUUGUUUGAUCACAUUGCUGAAUGUCUCGCCAACUUCAUGGAGAAGCUUGGUAUCAAAGACAAGAAGUUACCGCUGGGAUUCACCUUCUCCUUCCCAUGCCAACAGACCAAGCUGGAUGAGAGCAUCCUGGUGACGUGGACAAAGGGAUUCAAGUCAAGUGGGGUGGAGGGCAAGGAUGUGGUCAGCCUGCUGAGGAAAGCCAUAAAGAAGAGAGGGGACUUUGACAUAGACAUUGUGGCAGUGAUCAAUGAUACAGUGGGCACGAUGAUGACCUGCGGUUACGAUGACCAUCACUGCGAGAUUGGCCUGAUCAUUGGCACAGGCACCAACGCCUGCUACAUGGAGGAGAUGCGUAACCUGGAGCUGGUGGAGGGCGAUGAGGGGCGCAUGUGUGUCAACAUGGAGUGGGGCGCCUUUGGGGAUGACGGUGUGCUAGGGGACCUGCGCACGGAGUUCGACAGGGACAUAGACGCCGGCUCCCUCAACCCGGGAAAGCAGCUGUUCGAGAAGAUGAUCAGCGGGAUGUACAUGGGCGAGCUGGUGCGCCUCAUUCUGGUGAAGAUGACCAAGGACGACAUGCUCUUCCAGGGCAAGGCCACCCCUGAACUCCUCACCACAGGCCGGUUCCAGACCAGCUUUGUCUCCGCCAUCGAGAACGAGAAAAACAAUGAGGGUUUAGUGAACGCGGAGAAGGUGCUGCUGGGACUCGGACUGUCUCCAUCCGCGGAGGACUGUGUGGCGACGCAGCGGGUGUGUCAGAUCGUGUCUACGCGCGCCGCCCACCUGUGUGCGGCCUCCCUGGCCGCCGUGCUGAGGCAGAUCCGUGACAACAAGGCGGCGGAGAGGCUUCGCACCACCAUCGGAGUGGACGGCUCCGUCUACAAGAACCACCCGCAGUUUGCGCGCCGCCUGCACAAAAUGGUACGGCGCCUGGUGCCAGACUGCGACGUGCGCUUCCUCCGCUCCGAGGACGGCAGCGGCAAGGGCGCUGCCAUGGUGACGGCGGUGGCGUACCGGCUGGCCACCCAGCAGGCCGAGCGGCAGCGCGUGCUGGACACACUGAGGCUGAGCCGCGAGCAGCUGCUGGAGGUGAAGGCGAGGAUGACCAAGGAGAUCAACAGGGGCCUGAGCAGGGAGAUGCACGCCAGCGCCAGCGUUAGGAUGCUGCCCACCUACGUCAGGUCCACGCCGGACGGCACAGAGCGUGGGGACUUCCUGGCGCUGGACCUCGGCGGGACCAACUUCCGGGUUCUGCUGGUGCGCGUGCGGAACGGGAAGCGGCGCAGCGUGGAGAUGCACAAUAAGAUUUACGCCAUCCCCCAGGAGAUCAUGCACGGGACGGGGGAGGAGCUGUUUGACCACAUUGUGCACUGCAUCGCUGACUUCCUGGAGUACAUGGGCAUGAAGGGUGCUGCUCUGCCCCUGGGGUUCACCUUCUCCUUCCCCUGCCAUCAGAACAAGCUGGACCAGGGAAUCUUGCUGAAGUGGACGAAAGGUUUCAAGGCCUCAGGCUGCGAGGGGGAGGACGUGGUCUCACUGCUCAAGGAUGCCAUCCACCGGCGAGAGGAGUUCGACCUGGACGUGGUGGCCGUUGUGAACGACACCGUCGGCACCAUGAUGACCUGUGGCUACGAGGACCCCCAGUGUGAAGUGGGGCUCAUCGUUGGCACGGGCACCAACGCCUGCUACAUGGAGGAGAUGCGGAAUGUGGAGAUAGUGGAGGGGGACGAGGGGCGCAUGUGUGUCAACAUGGAGUGGGGAGCCUUUGGGGACCAGGGGGAGCUGGACGACUUUUGCACUGAGUUCGACAGAGCCGUCGAUGAUAACUCCACCAACCCCGGCAAGCAGAGGUAUGAGAAGAUGAUCAGCGGGAUGUACCUGGGGGAGAUUGUGAGGAACGUGCUGCUGGACUUCACCGCCAAGGGCCUGUUGUUCCGUGGGAGGCUGUCCGAGCGGCUGAAAACGCGCGGCAUCUUCGAGACCAGGUUCCUCUCGCAGAUCGAGAGCGACCGGCUUGCCUUGAGGCAGGUGCGCUCCAUCCUGCAGCACCUGGGCCUGACCAGCAGCACCUGUGACGACAGCAUACUGGUGAAGGAGGUGUGCAGUGUGGUGUCACGCCGGGCCGCCCAGCUCUGCGGAGCUGGCCUCGCUGCCGUGGUGGACAAGAUCCGGCAGAACCGUGACCUAGACCAGCUGCGCAUCACUGUCGGGGUGGACGGCACACUGUACAAGCUGCAUCCACAUUUCUCUACCAUCAUGCUCAACACUGUGCGGGACCUGGCCCCUCAGUGCGAUGUCACCCUCAUCCAGUCCGAGGAUGGCAGCGGAAAGGGCGCGGCUCUGAUCACAGCGGUGGCCUGCCGCAUCCGGGAUGCAGGGCAGCACUGAGCCGGUCCGGACUUACUUCAGUAGAUUUGGCAGGGGUAGGGGUUGGGAGGGGGGCUGUGCUGUGCCACAUUAUGUUUGUCAAAGAAUGUUUUCGUGUCUUUGAGAUGGUUGCUGAUACCUGAUCUCUUUGACCUGGAAAGCAGCUGUGUGUAUGGGUGGGGGGUGUGUUCUGAAGGACUACUGGAAUGCAACACUGAGCAGCAACAGAUGAGAGGGAGGGACUUUGUGAAGCUGAAGAGAUUAUAUUUACCUGUUUAAAAGUAUAUGUAGAAUUUAUUGUGUGUGUGUGUGUGUGUGUG
Molecule: messenger RNA, 3241 nt
Organism: Megalops cyprinoides (Indo-Pacific tarpon)
Lineage: Eukaryota; Metazoa; Chordata; Actinopteri; Elopiformes; Megalopidae
Gene: hk2
Product: hexokinase 2
Exons: 18
Coding region: 180-2942 (920 amino acids)
Biological process (GO): intracellular glucose homeostasis; glycolytic process; glucose 6-phosphate metabolic process
Cellular component (GO): mitochondrion; cytosol
Molecular function (GO): D-glucose binding; ATP binding; glucokinase activity
Source: RefSeq, a predicted model, not a curated record